This is a messenger RNA of Pleurotus ostreatus (oyster mushroom), 282 nucleotides long. RefSeq lists its product as uncharacterized. The transcript has 2 exons. The record is from RefSeq and is a predicted model, not a curated record. NCBI's taxonomy places the organism in Eukaryota, Fungi, Basidiomycota, Agaricomycetes, Agaricales, Pleurotaceae. The coding region runs from base 1 to 282 and encodes 93 amino acids.
AUGCUGCUGAAGACGUCCAUGCGCAGUUGCUUGGUCUUAGAAUGCUUGGUCUUAGAAUUACCAAGGUGUACAGCUAUCACCGUCAUUAAAUCCCACUACGGCCUAGCGAGAGUCCAGCCAUCCGAUGUUGCGGAUUAUUCCAAAGACCAAGAGAUUUUGAAGGAAUGGCGGCCGCCUAGCAUGUCGAUUAUCCACCAUCUUGACAUGGAGGUUUCCGUCUGCGUAACGGCGGCCGAUUUGCAGGGAUCCCGUGCACCAAAGCUUGAGAGCGAACGGCACUGA